AAAGGGCAAAACAUUUGUCCAAAGAAGGAAGCUGUAAAACAUUGACAGGUUCUGCUGAGCCACAUGUGAAGAUGAGCGUCCCAGACUACAUGCAGUGUGCCGAGGACCACCAGACGGUUCUAGUAGUCGUCCAGCCGGUGGGCAUCGUCCCCGAGGACCAGUUCUUCAAGAUCUACAAACGCAUCUCCAGCGUGAGCCAGGUGAACAUCAGGGACUCUCAGCGGCUCCUCUACAUCCGCUACCGCCACCACUACCUGCCCGAAAACAACGAGUGGGGGGACUUCCAGACGCAUCGUAAAGUAGUGGGUCUCAUCUCCAUCACCACGUGCGGUUCUACCAAAGAAUGGCCUCAAACUGCGGAGCGUUUCCACGGGCAGAAGGAGGUGUACAGCUCCACUCUCUACGACUCGCGGCUGCUGGUGUUCGGGCUCCAGGGAGACAUCGCAGAGCAGCAGAGGACAGACGUGGCCUUCUACCCCAGCUUUGAAGACUGCCCCGACGUGGAGAAGAGGGUGGAUGACUUUGUGGAGUCCAUCUUUAUUGUGUUGGAGUCCAAGAGGCUCGACCGGGCCACAGACAAGUCCGGUGACAAGACCCCUCUGCUCUGUGUGCCCUUUGAGAAGAAGGACUUUGUGGGUUUGGACACGGAUAGCAGGCAUUAUAAGAAGCGGUGCCAGGGCCGGAUGAGGAAGCACGUCGGGGACCUGUGUCUCCAGGCGGGCAUGCUGCAGGACGCCCUGGUCCACUACCACAUGUCUGUGGAGCUGCUCCGGGGGGUCAACGACUUCCUGUGGCUGGGGGCCGCGUUGGAGGGUUUGUGUUCAGCCUCGGUCAUAUUCCAUUACCCAGGAGGCACGGCGGGGAAGAAAGCGGGACGCAAGCCGAGCGUCUCUCAGCCGGCUGACAGCGGGAAACGCCACCGACCAGGGGCUCAGGAGGUUCUCAUUGACCCAGGCGCCCUCACAGCGAAUGGCAUCAGUGCGGACACGAGCACUGAGAUCGGACGAGCCAAGAACUGCCUGAGUGCCGAGGACAUCAUCGAGAAAUACAAGGAGGCCAUCUCCUACUAUGGGAAGUAUAAGAACGCCGGUGUGAUCGAGCUGGAGGCGUGCGUGAAGGCCGUCCGUGUGCUCGCCAUCCAGAAGAGAGCGAGGGAGGCCUCUGAGUUCCUGCAGAACGCCGUCUACAUCAAUCUGGGACAGCUAUCAGAGGAGGAGAAGAUCCAGCGCUACAGCAUCCUGUCGGAGCUCUACGAACUCAUCGGCUUUCAUCGCAAGUCUGCUUUCUUUAAGCGCGUGGCGGCCAUGCAGUGUGUGGCCCCCACCAUCCCAGAGCCCGGCUGGAGGGCCUGCUACAAGCUGCUGCUGGAGACCCUGCCCGGAUACAGCCUGUCCCUGGACCCCAAGGACUUCAGCAAAGGAACCCACUGCGGCUGGGCGGCUGUUCAGAUGCGCCUCCUCCAUGAGCUGGUGUACGCGUCCCGUCGCAUGGGGAACCCCGGCCUCUCUGUGCGCCAUCUCUCCUUCCUGCUGCAGACCAUGCUGGACUUCCUGUCAGAUCAAGAGAAAAAAGAGGUGACCCAGAGUCUGGAGAACUACACCUCCAAGUGUCCGGGAGGGAUGGAGGUCAUCACGCUCCCUGACGGCCUGAAGCUCCCCCCCGUGCCCUUCACUAAGCUCCCCAUCGUACGAUCAGUGAAGCUGCUCAAUCUGCCCCUCAGCCUGCGUCCUCACAAAGUGAAAGGCCUGCUGGGACAGAACAUGUCCACCGCCAGCCCCUUCAUCUACUCUCCCAUCAUCAUGCACAACAGAGGAGAGGAGCGCAGUAAGAAGAUCGAGUUCCAGUGGGUUCAAGGAGAUGUUUGUGAAGUUCAGCUCAUGGUCUACAACCCCAUGCCUUACGAACUUCGUGUGGAGAACAUGGGCUUGCUGACAUCUGGAGUGGAGUUCGAGUCCCUUCCUGCUGCGCUCUCUCUCCCUGCAGAGUCUGGCCUCUACCCCGUCACUUUGGUCGGCGUCCCGCGAACAGCUGGCAACAUCACAGUCAACGGUUACCACACGUCGGUGUUCGGUGUGACCAGUGACUGCCUGCUGGAGGGUCUCACCAGUGUGAAGACCAGUGGCUGCUUGGUGGAGGUCAUCCCCUCCCUCCCCCGUCUGCAGCUCAGCACAUCUCUGCCACGGUCAGCUCACACGCCUCAGCCGACGUCUAAAGAGGAACUCUCGAGCACCGUUUCCGUCCAGCUUUUCAACGGAGAGAUGCAGCCGCUCACCAUCACCUUGGAGAACAUCGGAUCUGAGGACAUCGAGACUCUGGAGCUCACCUCUAAGACCACUACCACCAAAGAGAAAGUGUUCGGGGAGUUUCUGAGCUGGGAUCUGGACGAGGCGUUGUCUCACCUCCCUCUGAAGUGCGGCCAGGCGUUAACGCUGACCGUCAGAAUCAAAGUGAAACUGGACUUCUCCGGCCAGGAGAGCCUUCUGCAGGACCUCAACGAUGAUGGGAUCAGCGUGACGGGCCUGCCAAUCAACAGUCCACUACGCCAUGUCCUCAAACCCCGCUCCGAAAACAAGACAGUCGGCAGCGAGUCUGGCAGGGCGGAGUACAGCCACAUUAAGAGUUUGGAAGCUGUGCUGAACUUCAAGUACUCGGGGGGAGCGGGCAAAGUGGAGGGCUACUACAGGGAGCUGUCUUUGGGAAUCCAUGUUGACGUAGAGCCGUCUGUGUUCUUCACCAGAGUCAACACCCUGCCUGCAACCAGCACCCGUCAGUGUCACCUCCUGCUCGACAUCUUCAACCCGACGGAGCACGAGCUCACCGUCAGCGCCAAGAACAACCAGGACCUGGUUCUGCACGCCAGCGAGUGCCAGAGGAUGGCCAUCCAGGUGGACAAGUUUGACUUUGAGACUCUGCCGCAGCCGGACCAGGAGACGGCUCGCUUCACAAACCCCAAACAGCUGGAGGAGGAGCGCCAGCAUGCCCAGGGCUGCCAGAUCAACAGCAAUCUGGGCAUCUGUUGGAGCAUCCCGUCCCUGCGGCGCAGUGGAGAGGCCAGUGUGGAGGGAGUCCUCAACCAGCUGGUCCUGGAGCACCUGCAGCUGGCUCCUCUGCAGUGGGAUGUGCUGGUGAAUGGGAAGCCGUGUGACUGUGAUGUCGUCGCUGACUGUAGAUCAGGCGACGCUGUGUCUCUGGAGGUCCAGCUGACCAACCUGAGUAAGAACUCAGUGGGUCCGCUGGCGCUGACCGUGGUCCCGUACCAGGACUACCAGAACGGGGUCCAGAACUACGAGCUGGAGGACGCCGUGACCUUCAUCGGAUCCAACACCUUCUACAUCGACACGGUGAAACCCAAAGAGAGCUCUGUGUGUGUGGGCGCGCUGCUCUUCCUCUACACCGGAGAUUUCUACCUGAACAUAAAGUUUCAGGACGACAGCGCUGGACGAGAUCUUCCUUUAGCUUGGUUCACUCUGCCCAGCGUCCACAUCCGAGCCCUGGAACCCCCCCAGCAGGCCGGGGCCUAAAGGGCUCUUUAAUGCACGUCUUAAUGAAGGAUGGAGAUCUGUAAAUACUGUAUUCUUCAUCUAAAUCACAUGUAAAUAUCAUUAAAAGGUUACAGUAAACACUGACGAGGAAACGCAUAAGCAGCCCGUACGUUAGCAUCAUGCUAAUAAUACAGCUAACAUCUUUACGGUUUGGCUGUUUGGCCUGAAUCUCCUUUUUUCUAAAGGCAGAGACCAAAAUGAAUUUACUUCAGUCGACUCACUCACUUGUGGAGAUGGAGUUUGACUUUUUCAUUUGUGUUAGGUUUACAUUUGACACAGGAAUUCAUGUCAUUGAAAAAUAGCGAACCCCACCAUCAAAUUGUUGCUAAUGCUAAUUUGUUAUGGGACGGAGCUAGACACUCCAAUAAGGAGUAAACUAUCUUAUUAUCUGUGUUGCCCCAUCUCUAAAUGUAGGUGGCCAUGCUUUGCCACCCAUUUCCUUAGUUAUCAGUCCAUUAAAAAGCUUGUUUUCACUUCCCUUAUAAUGCUUUAGACUGGGCAAACUUCACCUAGAUCGCACAUUUGAAACACGUGGUGAAUUUACUACUUGGUAAUGUUUACGAAAAUAACUUGGUUUAGGUAACUUGUGUUACCUAGCUUAAAUUAUGUACAGCCUGUGAGUUAAAUAUUUUAGGAAUUUAUGUGUUUGCGAUGUUGUACGUAGCUAGCUAGCUUGCUAUCUGAUGCUAGCUAGCUUGACUAGUCGCAACAAAUUGUAGCCAGGGGCAAAAAAAUGAAAGUAGUUACUCUGUCUAAAAGCUUACAGUACCAUAUAUGUUUGCCAGAAUAUCCAAAUGUACACUUUGUGGGCGGCCAAGGACUAACAUAUUGUCCCAUUUCAUUGGAAAUGUUGUCACCUUGUAUUGGGAUUGACAAGUGAUCUUUUAAAAGAGUUAGCGUUCCUGAAGACGUCAGAGCCUUGAUUGAAGAAGAGGAGAUGAAACACUGGAAAUGUGAUUAGCCAGUUUAUUUACACACAAAUAUAUUUAUUUCUACUGCUGUAUGGAUCUUCUCUCUUGCCUCUGUUCCUCCACAUUGUAUUCCCGAUGAAUCCUCAUGUCUUAGAUCAGCCUGUGAUUACGUGCGACAUAUAACUGUUGUAAAUAAAAGCUUAAAGAAUCAA
This is a messenger RNA of Trematomus bernacchii (emerald rockcod), 4665 nucleotides long. It is a transcript of the gene trappc9, whose product is annotated as trafficking protein particle complex 9. Lineage: Eukaryota; Metazoa; Chordata; Actinopteri; Perciformes; Nototheniidae. Gene Ontology annotation, cellular component: trans-Golgi network. The transcript is spliced from 23 exons. The coding region runs from base 72 to 3521 and encodes 1149 amino acids. The record is from RefSeq and is a predicted model, not a curated record.